This is a messenger RNA of Meriones unguiculatus (Mongolian gerbil), 1492 nucleotides long. It is a transcript of the gene Emcn, whose product is annotated as endomucin. The record is from RefSeq and is a predicted model, not a curated record. The transcript has 12 exons. Lineage: Eukaryota; Metazoa; Chordata; Mammalia; Rodentia; Muridae. The coding region runs from base 150 to 932 and encodes 260 amino acids.
UCAGAAUCCCCAAAAUAAGUAGGAACGGGCAGCGUCUGCUUGCAUUCAGCACACCUUUUCCAUUUGCUAAUCAGGCCUGGCCAGGCUGGGAGGAAUCACACCCCGCCUUACCCUGGAGAGAGAAGCCACCGACACCAUCCCUGGGCACCAUGCGGCUGCUUCCAGCGACUGCUCUUCUCUUCCUUCUGUCCAACAGUGUCUGCGGCAGUGAGGAUGGCCCAGCUGUUGAAAAUAAUUCUACUCCAUCACCGCCAAAAUCUUCUACAAUAAAAGCAUCUGUCACAACACCAGGCACCGUUCCAGUAUUAAAUCUUGUUACCAAACCAACAGCUGGGACACCUCCUAAAGGAACAACUAACAGUGAAUUAUCCACGUCUUUGGUGCCAGCACUUACUUCACCGACAACAGCAAAACAUGAAGGAAUAACAACUCAAGUUGCCAUGAAGAACAAUGUCCUCAAUACGAACGCAACAGUGCCAAACCUUCCAGUUUCAAAUGCUACUUUAACAGUACCAACUUCUCAGCACAAAACUGAGAAUCAGAGUUCAAUCAAAACAACAAAAACAUCAGUCAUCACUCAGCUGCCAGAUGCCUUGCCAAAAACCACUGUGUCACUCUCCGCAUCACCAACAACUGCAAUAAUCUUCUCACAGCCUCAAGACACUGAUGAUGGGAAGAUUACAGCUACUCCAUCAACCACCCCCUCUUAUUCCAGUAUUAUUUUGCCCGUGGUUAUUGCCCUGAUUGUUAUGACACUCUUGGUGUUCACUCUGGUGGGUUUGUAUCGACUGUGCUGGAAGAGAGAUCCAGGCACACAGGAAAACGGAAAUGAUCAGCCUCAGUCUGAUAAAGAGAGUGUGAAGCUGCUCACUGUUAAAACCAUCUCUCAUGAGUCUGGCGAGCACUUGGCACAGGGGAAAACCAAGAACUGACAGUGUGAUGGACCCUCCCUACACCUGAGCAAUAAAUAUGCUUAAUCUUCAGCUUCUGAAUUCCAAGGGUGGAAAGGAGAAAAAGUCCCGAGGAACCAAUCCCAACUUCCAAUCUCCUCACCAGGCUACACCAGCUGCCUGUCCCAGCAAAGAAAUGACAUACCAUAACCUGAUAGAAUCAUGCAGAGUUCUGGAGAUACCCUGUCUGAGAUGCAGAAAGUCAAAUGACUCCAGUUUUCAGGGCCAUUUCUAUGAGGAACUGUGACCCCUCAGCCCAGACAGGUGGGCUCCCAGAAGACAUUCUAUAGCUGAGUUUAGAGUUUCCAGGUAGGGUCCACAGCCUGAUCCGUGGAGACUUGCCUGUUUUCUUUGUGUUCUUAUGUUAGUUAGUGUUAGUAUUUAUUGUUUCCCACUAUGUUAAUGAAGGGAGAUUUUGCAAGUGUGUUAUUAAAUGUUAAGUAGAAAUCAUACCAUGUUUCUCUGUAGAGGCAGGUAUGCCAUUCAUGUUUUACACUGUUACUUUUAAUAAAUAAUGGCUGUACUCAGCAUGCUAAACAUUA